Messenger RNA from Saccharomyces mikatae IFO 1815, 504 nucleotides. RefSeq names its product E2-like conjugating enzyme (gene ATG10). The coding region runs from base 1 to 504 and encodes 167 amino acids. Gene Ontology annotation, molecular function: ubiquitin-like protein transferase activity. The transcript has a single exon. The record is from RefSeq and is a predicted model, not a curated record. Lineage: Eukaryota; Fungi; Ascomycota; Saccharomycetes; Saccharomycetales; Saccharomycetaceae.
AUGAUUCAUUAUCGAGAGUGGCAAGCCCAAUUACAACUGUUGUAUCACUCCCGAAUUUUUCAUGAUUGGGCUCUUUGCCAAGAAGUUCAUCUAAGUGACAAUAAGAAUGCACUUUCUUUACGUUUAAAACCUUCUCAACGGCUACAGAAAAAUACUUGGCGUACAGAAAAUAAGUCACUAGAUCAUAUACAAUUAUACCUUACAUAUUCACAAGUAUAUAAUGAGCCCUUAUUGCUUUUGCGAAUAUGGGAGUCUAAAUGCAUAAAUGAUAUAUUGAUGACCAAAUUAAUGUUCCCAGAUGAUAUCGAAUCUUUAUUGGAUGUUGAAGGCAAAUUCCAACUGGGUUUAGAUACUAUUACUAAUUUGGAAAAUAGCGUUUGGUAUUCUUUUCACCCAUGCGAUACAUCAAAUAUAAUCGGAGACCAGAUUGAGGUCAUGCCAACCUACUUAAGACGAUGGGUCAGUAUUUUCGUGUUUAGUUGGUUAGGCUAUGAAGAUUCGUAG